AUGACAGACAAGACAGGCGCCACCACGAUGCCCCAGGAGGCUCCCGGCCUGGCCAACCUGGCUCCUCCUCAGUCUCCGGAGACAAGAGACAGAAGGAUGAGCGACGAAUGGGACGCCUCCAAGGUCCCGCCGUCCCGUUUCCAGAAGCGCAAGGGCUCCAUCUACUCGACGCCCAGCUCUAGAGACGGCCAUGUCGACUCGAAUUACGCCCAGAAAUACCACGAAAAGCUGGCUGAAAAGGGCUAUAACAAGCAGAAAUAA
Thyridium curvatum is the source of this 261-nucleotide messenger RNA. RefSeq lists its product as uncharacterized. Lineage: Eukaryota; Fungi; Ascomycota; Sordariomycetes; Thyridiales; Thyridiaceae. The coding region runs from base 1 to 261 and encodes 86 amino acids. The record is from RefSeq and is a predicted model, not a curated record. The transcript has 3 exons.